AACAUGGCAUAAGAUUCAGAAAUAUCCUCUAUAGUCCAAAAUGCCUGAGCUCUUGUAGGAAAAAAUACCAUCAGUCAGUUUUGAAGGCAAUGCUGUGUUCUAGGUCCCAGAGCAAAAUGGCACAUGCCUGCACCCCAGCUUACAGGAGUAAUUUUCCAGUGGUUUUUUUUUUUUUUUUUUUUAAACCGAAAAGGUGACAGGGCCACUUGCAGCCAGUAGAGAAGAAAUUUGAGCAACCCUGUACUGCAAGAACAUAGGUUGCAACAUAAGUUGCAACUAGGAUGUGAACAGAGUUGCAGCAAAACAUAGUUCCUGUAGCAACUGAGCUGUUGUUGCAGAGGGAAGCACUGGGUUCAUGGAUGGCAGGGGACAAAAUUAUGUGUCUGCUCCCUGCUUUUUGCAAGGUUCUCUUGUCCAUUGGGUUGAACUUUAGAUUCUCAUUGCCCAUUGUUCCAUUCAGAGAUACAGAGUACUAUAGAGUAUCUGUUCUACCGCUCCAGGUCGGUCUGUGCAAAAUAUAUCCUCUUAAGCUGAACUCUUGGUGAAGUCCAGCGAUGCCCAAGGAAAGUUGCCUGAUGGCACUUUAUUAGCUUUAUUGUACCUCUUUCACCUCAUGCUUCUGCUCUGCAGCUCCAGCAGCAAAUUGUUUAAAGUGACAGAGUUGUGAACGGGGCAACUACCUGUAACUCUUCUGAGGAGAAUGUAAAAUGCUCUCUUAGACCUGUUAAAUCAUGUGUGAGACCACACAAAGGGGAGACUUUCUGCACCCUCUCUCUACAGCGCAACUGGACUCAAACCUGGAGCUUUCUGCUAGUUAACCAAGGGAAGCAAGCAGGCUCCUGAGCAGGGAGAGCACAGUGGGUACUCAAACUCUGAACCAUGUCACUAGGGCCUGACAGUUAAUAUAUGAAUUUUAAAAUCUAGCAGAGUUGUUGCUGUAUGGAUCUGAACUUCCCCUUAGGUAAAAUGUUGACUGCUGCAUCAAAAACUCUGCUUAGUUUAAGCCCACCUAAGCCCCACUGAGCUGCCGUUGCAGCAGGAUGGCUGGAAGUCCCUUGGGAAGGAUCUGUGAAAGCAAACCAAGGCAGGAUGAACCAUUCAGAGCCUCUUUAUGGUGUGUGUGUCUGUGCUAUCUUAGAGCAUUAUCAGCAGGGACACAGGUGUAUGUGGUUUGCUUGGCAAUGGAGUUAAGAGCAACACUUCUCAUUUUCCACUCCAUCAACUCUGGGAUUCAUCUGGUCAUCCCAGCAUGCAUGAGAAUUUCACUUAGCAGUUCCUGCAGCCCUUCUGGUAAUGCAGCUGACUGUUGGUUGUGCACAGACCCAGACCUGACCUUGUGCUUCAUGCAGACAACCAGGCACCUUCCCUUCCCAGCUCUGUCCAGCACAAGGGCCAAAAAAAAGUGUCACCUUUAAGUCAAGUGUAACAUUUCGAGCACACAGAACACUUCAGUCUUCAAGGCAGUUUCUCAGUCUGCUUGUUAUGAGGAGCAAAUAGUCCCAUGGACAGCUGAAGAAGCACCAAAUACUGUCUAAAAAAUUGUGUAAGAGGAGCUAUGAACUUUCAGUAAGGACAAGGGCAGGUUUCCAAUAACGAUUCUGUGUUUAAAGUGGGGGAGUAGUGGGGAAUUCCUAGCCAUGGGUGUAUCCUUUACAGUUUCCUCUUUUGAAGGAUUUGAAUUGCUUAUAAAUACCCUUUUUGAGUCUGAGAGCACACGAGACCAUCUCCACUUCCUUCGGCUUUGCCUUUCUGCAGUGCUCUGUCUCAGACUUGGGCAAGUAACCAUGAGGCUCUGUGUCUGCCUUAUGUUGCUCUCCGUUGUUCUGUGUGUAAGUGCUGACAGAUUUGGACUGCGCAGAGCUGGACACUUUGUCCGGGAUGCAGCGGGAGGAACAUGGGAUAUGUACAGAGCGUACCGGGACAUGCGUGAGGCAAAUUAUAAAGGUGCCGACAAAUACUUCCAUGCUCGUGGGAACUACGAUGCUGCCCGGAGAGGACCUGGUGGUGCCUGGGCAGCAAGAGUGAUCAGUGACGCCCGGGAGGGAUGGCAGAGCAGAGUGAGCGGCAGAGGCGCCGAGGACACCCGGGCGGACCAGGAGGCGAACAGGUGGGGGCGGAGCGGCGGGAACCCGAACCGCUACCGCCCCAAGGGGCUGCCCAGCAAGUACUAGGGCUGUCCCCCUGCUCCUCUUCCUUUGCCUUUGUACAUCAUCAUCAUCAUCAGGGCUAGGCUUCGCGAACGAAGAUUUGGGAAGGGCUCUACCCAGAUUUGCUACAAGCGCGCUGGUGACGAAAAAGUCUUUUUUAGCCUUUGUACUGCCGAAUAAAGAAAUCCUUCUGAAAACUG
Molecule: messenger RNA, 2347 nt
Organism: Corapipo altera (White-ruffed manakin)
Lineage: Eukaryota; Metazoa; Chordata; Aves; Passeriformes; Pipridae
Product: serum amyloid A protein-like
Exons: 4
Coding region: 1638-2171 (177 amino acids)
Cellular component (GO): extracellular region
Source: RefSeq, a predicted model, not a curated record